UAAGUUUCGAAUUUAUAUUUUUAAGCGCCUUAUAUUUUAAGCGCCAAAAGGGUGUAGAUCUCAAAUUCCAAAAUAUUAGAGAGACCAAAGUGCAAUUUGUCUAAAGUCCGAACAAAGUACUGUGCAACUUCUUCAUCUAUGGAAGAAGACGAUAAUCUCCCGGCGGCGGAUUCCGCUCUCCAACGGAAGCAUGCGGCGAUGAUCGAGCGCCUUUCGAACUCACACCAAUCCCGUUUGGCUCGCAAACCUAAUUCGGAAUCGAACUCUACGUUCAUCUCCACAAGUUCCUUUCUUUCUCGUUUCUCCGAAUCCAAAAACUCCAUUGAAUCCACACUCUCUCGCAUCCGUCAAACGCCUGAUCCGCAUACCAAUCCGACUCUUAAAUCCGAACUCGACAACGUCUCAAUAUCCAUCGCAGAUCUCGAAAAACUCGUCGCUGAAAACUCCUUUUCCCUACCAUCCUACGAAGUCCGUACAUGCCUCAAAACUAUAACCGAUCUAAAACAAUUAGUCGAACAUGUUACGAGCGAAGUAAUCCCAAGGAAGAAAUUCUCUUUCAAAAACAAAUCAACGAAGAAAAUCACAACGCAGAACGACACCGUAUCAGAAGUUCCAAAUGUGGAAUCAAAGGAUUCAGUGUUAAGGGUUUUGGAUUCACCAGGGUUUAGGGGCAAAGAAAAUGAGGUAUUAGUUAAGGAAUUCGGUAGGGGUAAUGAUGAAGAGAUUAGGGAAUUUGUUUUAUCAGAAUUAAAGGGUUGUGAUGUGAGAUUAAUGGGGAGUGUGAGGGCAUUGUUUGUGCAUAAACUGAUUGAUUGUAAGGUAUACGUUGGACCUGUUUUUGGGUCUGUGUUGAUUGAAGAAGUGACAAACUGUGUGUUCGUUAUGGCAUCACAUCAGAUUCGGAUUCAUCAAGCUAAAAGAUGUGAUUUUUAUCUUCGAGUGAGGAGUAGACCGAUAAUCGAGGAUAGUGAUGGUGUAAGGUUUGCACCGUAUUGCUUAAAGUAUGAAGGGAUUGAGAAGGAUCUUGAGGAAGCUAAUCUUGGUGAGGAGACUGGGAAUUGGUCGAAUGUAGAUGAUUUUAAGUGGUUAAGAGCUGUGCAGUCUCCAAAUUGGUCAAUUUUGCCGGAAAAUGAGCGCGUUGGCACAGUUGAUAUUUCAAGUUGAGAACCAAAAAUUUGAAUCUUUUGUCGCGAGGAACGCAGAACUAACAAAGUUAAGAGAAUAUGGUCUGGGGGCUUGAUAAAUCUUUAAAAAGCCGCUAGCAUAGUUGCUGGGCACUGUCUAAUGAAGAAGCUGUGGGAAUUGCUAUUGAUGAUUCAGUUUAUCUGUAAUGAGUAACGACUUCAGCUAAAUUUGAUCACUUUAAGUAUUUCGAUGAGUUGGGUAAUAGAGCUCUGCUCUUUAUAUAUUCGUGAGUCCUGUAGUAUGCUAAAUACUAGUCUUGGCUCUCUUCUUGAUGGCUAUAUUCAAAGAACUAUCUCAAGUUCUAACCAUUCAACGAUGAUCCUAUCGCGUUUUUCUUGAACAUGUCAAUAUUCCUUAUUAGGACUGGAAUGUAGCAUCGUUGGGAGGCUCACUUGGUGCUUUCAGUGACAUGAUUCACGCUGAGGGACCUUCUUCUCUCUUUACAAGGGCCUAGUUCCCUCCAUCAGAGGCAUGGCACCUUCAGGCACAGUUGCUAUGUAGGGUAGGUAAUGGCUAGCGAUGGUGGUUGUAGAUGUCGGUCAGGAUAAUGUUGGCUAAUGGUGAGGUGUGUUAGUAGCUCGUGGUGAUGGUGAUGGUGAUGGUGAUUGAGAGUAGAGGUUGAUGCUAGUAGUUUGGUGAUGACGGUUGAUAGUUGUGAAAGAUGAUGGUAAUAGCUAACAAUGGUCGUGAUAUAACAUGGUGACUAAAGAGGGUGAUUCAUGGGUUAUUGUGGUAGCUUGUGAUAACGAUCGUAAAUGGUGGUUAGUGUUGGUGGAAAAACAAUUAUGAUAGUUAAAAUUGAAUUAUUAAAUGUAAAUAAAUGAGGCCUCGAAAGAAAAUACCUGUUCAGUUCAUUCAGCAAGUAAUUAAUGGACUGUAACAUGCAUGUUCAUCUAA
Solanum lycopersicum (tomato) is the source of this 2082-nucleotide messenger RNA. Its product is annotated as tubulin-folding cofactor C. Gene Ontology annotation, molecular function: tubulin binding. The record is from RefSeq and is a predicted model, not a curated record. Gene Ontology annotation, cellular component: cytoplasm. Lineage: Eukaryota; Viridiplantae; Streptophyta; Magnoliopsida; Solanales; Solanaceae. Gene Ontology annotation, biological process: post-chaperonin tubulin folding pathway; tubulin complex assembly.